Penicillium brasilianum is the source of this 1500-nucleotide messenger RNA. The record is from the annotation of a GenBank genome assembly. Lineage: Eukaryota; Fungi; Ascomycota; Eurotiomycetes; Eurotiales; Aspergillaceae.
AUGGCCUCGACUUUGAAGGCUUCGGCUGCUCAUGAUGAGCUGCCGGGUGACAACCGCCUGGCAGCAGCCCAGCAACUCACCGCUGAGGAGUUCGCGGCAGCGGAAAAAUCGCUGAAACGCAAAUUAGACCUUCGUCUUGUGUGCUGUGUGUGGGUCAUCUUCAUCAUGAAUUACUUGGACCGAAACAAUAUAUCCGCUGCCAAGGUCGCUGGAAUCUCAAAAUCAUUGCAUAUGUCAAGCACUCAGUAUGCCACGUCCGUGGCGAUAUUGUUUGCCGGCUAUGUCUUGAUGCAACUUCCGUCCAAUAUUUUCUUGGCACAGCUGCGCCCUUCUGUAUAUCUACCAACUGUGAUGGCUAUCUGGGGUAUGCUAUCGGCUCUUGUCGGGGUCGUGCAUAACUACUCGGGACUUUAUGCACUGCGAUUUUUGUUAGGCUUCGUAGAAGCGGCUUUUUACCCCGGCGCAUUGUUCUUGAUUUCGUCAUCGUACAAACGUGAAGAGAUGGGCGUGCGCAGCGCGUUCCUAUUUUCGGGUUCCCAGCUAGGCAGCGCAUUCUCUGGGCUCAUCGCCGCCGGUAUUCAAAGCGGUUUGAAUGGCGCUCGCGGUUUAGAGUCAUGGCGAUGGAUCUUCAUCAUUGAAGGCUCUGUCACAGUCUUCGUCGCGAUUUGCGCCUUUUUCAUUUUGCCCGAUUACCCUAGCAAUACUCGCUGGCUUAGCCCCACUGAACGGGCAGUUGCAGAAUGCCGUCUUCUCGAAGACUCGGGCCAAGUGGACGAAGAUGGUGGCGGUUGGAGCUACGGCUUCAAGAAAGCCUUUGCCGAUUGGCGACUCUAUGUUUUCGCCCUGAUAUUCCUGUGCAUCCAAGUGUCCAGCGCUACUUCGAACUUCUUCCCUUCGGUUAUUCAAACGCUUGGAUAUGGCCGGGUCAACACCCUACUUCUCACUGUUCCUCCUUAUAUGGUGGCCUUGUUUGUCUCUAUCGCUAACAAUUGGUCUGCUGAUUGGCUACGAAACUCUUCAUUCCAUGUUUGUUGGCCCUUAAUGGCGGCGAUGAUUGGAUUUGUCAUUGGCGCUGCCUCAACGAACACAGGAGCUCGGUACUUUGCUAUGAUCCUCAUGGUCGCUGGUGGCCAUGGGUCAAAUGCGGUUCUUCUAGCUUGGACUCAGAAAACAAUGCUGCGACCUCGCGUCAAACGCGCAUCAUCGGUUGCGUUUGUCAAUGCCGUUGGAAAUCUUGCCCAAAUCUUCUCCUCCUACCUAUAUCCAGACGAAGGUGCCCCUCGAUAUGUCCUAGCCAUGUCAGCAAACUCUGCAUUCUGUUUGGUAGCAAUUGCGCUGGUUCUGUUCAUGCGCAUGAUUCUCCUCCGAGCUAAUAAGCGACUGGAUGCUGGAGAGACCACAGUGGGACAAGAAAUGAAGGGCGAGAGUCAGGCCAGUGUCCCAGGGGUUGAAGAUGAAGAGCAAAUUGCUCGCAGGGAAGAAUUCAGAUUCAUUGCGUAA